This is a messenger RNA of Styela clava, 2589 nucleotides long. Its product is annotated as diacylglycerol O-acyltransferase 1-like. Gene Ontology annotation, molecular function: diacylglycerol O-acyltransferase activity. Gene Ontology annotation, cellular component: endoplasmic reticulum membrane. Gene Ontology annotation, biological process: triglyceride biosynthetic process. NCBI's taxonomy places the organism in Eukaryota, Metazoa, Chordata, Ascidiacea, Stolidobranchia, Styelidae. The record is from RefSeq and is a predicted model, not a curated record.
UCAUUUCCAGUUAUUAAUUUGUUUAUACCUUCAAUUAUUCAAUAUGCCUGCAGUGCGUCGAAGAACCAAUAGAUCUGUCAGCAUAUCGGAGGCUAAACUAAGAGCAAAUGAAAAUGGCACAGAACAUACUGCAAAGACGGAAAACACUAGAAUCGUUAAAGAAAUGCCACAUUAUGGUACAAAGAUAUGUCACGAAGCGAGAGACUCUUUAUUUAGCUCGAAAAGUGGCUUCUCUGAUUAUCGCGGAUUUUUGAACCUCUGUGUCAUACUUCUUGCUAUUAGCAAUGCAAGAUUAUUUCUUGAAAAUGUUCUAAAAUAUGGAAUAUUGGUUGAUCCUUUUCAAUGGCUUGCAGCGAUUUUCCAAGACCCAUAUGAGUGGCCAAAUGUGUUGUUGAUGUGCGCUUCCAAUAUUUUUAUAGUAGUUGCAUAUUACAUAGAGCUAGCUGUUGCCCGAAGCAAAAUUUCAAACAGCGUUGGCAUAGGGUUCCAUGUAAUAAAUCAAUUAGGAGUAGUAGUCCUUCCGCCAUUGCAAAUAUUGAUGUUAGAACCUCACCCAAUAGGUUCAGUCUUUGCAUGUGGUACGUACAUCAUUGUCUUUGUUAAACUGUGGUCCUAUGCACAAGCAAAUAGCUGGUAUCGGGAAGAUUAUCUCAAAGCUUCGAAUCAAAAAAGAAAACUUCGACGCACAGCUUCAAUGCCAGAUACAAGGAUCGAUGAAAAACUGAAUCCAGAGGCAAUUCAGGUCCAAUACCCAUACAAUUUAACAAUAAAAAAUUUAUACUAUUUUAUGUGCGCACCAACUCUAUGCUAUGAAUUGAAUUAUCCACGAAGCAUAAAAAUACGAAGAGCUUUUCUCUUGAGAAGAAUUAUAGAAGUGUUGUUUUUACUGCAACUUGAAUUAGCUCUUUGUCAGCAAUGGAUUGUUCCUACUCUACAAAAAGCCAUCGCCCCCAUACAUAAGCUGGAAGGAAGCAGAAUGUUGGAAAGACUUCUUCGACUUGCGAUACCUAAUCACUUUAUGUGGCUUAUCUUCUUUUACUGGUUUUUCCAUUCUGUUCUAAAUGUUAUUGCCGAAGUUUUACGUUUCGCGGAUCGUGAAUUUUACCGAGAUUGGUGGAAUUCAGAAACAAUUGUUUAUUUCUGGCAAGCAUGGAAUAUACCCGUACACAAAUGGUGUACGAGACACGUCUACAAGCCUAUUUUAAAAUCAGGUGGAUCGAAGUUUAUCGCACAAGUUGCUGUAUUCCUACUAUCAGCUUUUUUCCACGAAUAUAUGGUCUCGAUUCCUCUUCAUGUUUUCCCUUUCUGGGCGUUUAUGGGCAUGUUAGCUCAAAUCCCAUUGUCAGCUGUCACAUAUUGGGUUUCUUCAAGAUACUCAGGUCAUUAUGGUAACAUGAUGGUAUGGUUUUCUCUAAUUGUUGGUCAACCAAUGGCAAUCCUGGCAUAUGUAUACCAGUAUUAUGUCUUACAGUAUGGAGAGGUAGCUGCUGGAACAAACCCCACCACACAAAUUGGAUCAUAAAUGUUAACUAUAUUCCGUAUCAGAAUACACAGUAAUUUUUAUAUCAAAACGAAGGUGUUGAGUGAAUUUUCUGAACGAGAAAACAGCAUAUGCAGUCAGUUUUUAUGAUAAAAAUUCAUUUCCUAUACAAAUUUGUGUUGAUGGUUUUUCAUUUACCCUUUUAUGUCAAUAUUGGUUGAUCAGGCUCGUUUUACUGAUACUUUUUAUUUACAAAAUUUUUUAAUUUUUGUAUUUUAUCAAAAUUAUCAAUUCAAUGAACAAUUAUGUAUUUUUAUAAUUUUUGCACUGAGUAAACUAGACAAUGAAUCAAAUAUUUUUCCAGCUGUUGGUGUGUAAAUAGUAUAAUAGGAAUUGUAUGGAAGAUAAUUUAGCAAAUGAUAUUGUUCAAACUUAUACUUUAUACUAUCUGUUUACUAAGACGAAGCACUUUGUUGUGAUUUUGGCACAGCAGACAGUAUUUUUAUUCAAUUUUGUUUAUAGCAAAUUUUGCAUCCUGGAUAUAUAACGGUAGGUCCAUUUUUUAGUUCAGCAAUAGAUCAAAAUUUUGGUUUGAGCUGAAAAAUGGUCAUGUUAGCAGUUGACAAUGGCCAGUUAGUUCAAAGUUGGCUUCGACAUUCAAUUCCUGAUGAAAAAAUCAAUCAGCAACAAGUCAAAUGUAUAUUCAAACUUUUUGAAUGCUAUUUCUUUUGAUAUACAUUGACCCAUUAUUAUUAUGACCCAAUUCUUAUUCAAUUAUGGUUUUCAAAAUGUUCAGAAUAAGGAAUUUCCAUCUCUCGUCUUUCAGAGAAUUUAUGGAUUUUAUAAUUUAAGAUGUUCCUAUUAUUUGGUAUUAUCGGCUCAAACAUGCUGUGUAGCUUUAUGAUAAAUGUACUACCUUUUAUCGUGGAUGUCGGGUUUUAUCUUAAUUUAACACUGUGUUCGACGUAAAUAACGCUGGUGUUUUUAUUCUGAUGUUAAUGCAAGUUUUCUUGACUCUAUUUUGCGUUAUGCCAACCUUUUCCAGGAGGACACUAUCAACAAAAAAUAAAGACACUAUCAACAAAAAAUAAAUUAAAUUGGUUAUGCAA